Dermochelys coriacea (leatherback sea turtle) is the source of this 2880-nucleotide messenger RNA. It is a transcript of the gene PPP1R18, whose product is annotated as protein phosphatase 1 regulatory subunit 18. Lineage: Eukaryota; Metazoa; Chordata; Testudines; Dermochelyidae. Gene Ontology annotation, molecular function: phosphatase binding. The record is from RefSeq and is a predicted model, not a curated record.
CCUCUGCCGGCUCCGCUAUUCCUCCUUCCCUGCCUCUCCCGCCUCUCCCAGCUCUCUCUCUAUCCCUCCUUUCUCCCACUUCCUCGUUCCUUCUUUCCUCAGCCCCCUCUCUCCUUCUUCCAUUCUUUCUCUAUCCUUCCUUCCCGCUAGUCCUCCUUCCCUGACUCUCUGUCCCUCCCUUCCUCCGGCCUUACCUUCCUCCUCGUAAACUAUUCCUCCAUUUCUGCCUCUUUCUCUCUCUCCUCCUCCUCCUCCUCUUAAACUCUCCUUCCUUCCCUGACCCUCUCUCUAUCCCUCCCUUUCAUCCUCUUAAACUCUCCCUCCAUUCCCCCUCUUCUUCCAUCCCUCCUUCCCUGACACUUUAUCCCUCCCUUUCAUCUUCUCAAACUAUCCUCUAUUCCCCCUCUUUCUCCAUCUCUCCUUCCCUGCCCCGCUCUAUCUCCCUUCCCCCCAUCCCCAUUUCCCUCCCUGCCCCCCACAGCCCCGGGGUGAGGAUGGCGUCGGCUCAGGCACCGGCCCUGCCGGAGUGGAAGCUGCAGCUGCUGGAGAGGAAGCGGAAGGAAGAGGAAGAGGCACGGCGUAGAGAGCGGGAACAGCAGGACCGCAUGGCCAAGAUGCCAGCCUGGAAGCGGGAGAUCAUCGAACGCCGCCGCGCCAAGCAGGGCUCCGGCGCCUCUUUCUCGGACCCGGAGGGUGGUGGUGGCGGAGCAGGGCCCCCCUCAGCUGUGGCGGGGCCGCCCAGCUCCGGGAUGGGCCAGGAGGAGAGUGCUGUGCUGCAGGAGAAGAUUGGCCCAGUGCACCAGAACCCCUUCAUCCAACUGGAGAAGCGGCGCAAGGAGACGGCGCCGGACGCUGAGCCGGCCGGCGCCAAGGCCAAGCAGUUGAUGGAGCUGUACAGCCAGCGCCCCGGGGUGAGGACCCUACGGGCCGACAAUGUCAUCAUCAUUGAGUCGGUGCCAGGAGCGGCACCGCCAGGGGCUGAGCGGCGGGCCGAGGCCAAAUCUGGCAGCGUGGAGUCCCUGAACGAGCUGCUGGCCCGGCACGGUGGGAGUGUGACCGAGAUCCAGGCCGGCGAAGUCUUCAUCGUCAAAUCGGCCCUCAGCCGCAGCGUGGAAGACCUCAACUCCUUCGGCCAAAGCCACAGUGAGGCCGAUUGCCGGCUGGGGCUCCGGGAGCAACGCCGCGGGCGUGUGAGCAAGUUGCUAAGCCGCUUCGGCCAGGAGGACCCACCCCCUCGCCCACUCAGGUCCCUCAGCACCGAGAACCUCGCCGAUGGCUCCUACGAACGCCCCCUGAUGGCAAGGAAACCGCCCGGCUCGGCCCAGCGCCGUAGUGGCACACCCAGCCCUCCCCGCGACCUGCCGGGCCUAGCCCCCUCGCCGCCUCCCUUCACCGUGGCUUCCUACCGCAGCCAGUUUGAAGCCAGGUCUGAGGCCUGGCCAGAGAGCCCUCCGAGGCGCUCCCCCACCAGCAAAGCGUGGGGCCAGGAGGCCACCUCACCAGAGAGGGGAGCCAGGCGUGAUGGCGGCAGCCCUCGGAGCAGGGAGGCCAAUUCACCGGACAGGGGAGCCUGGCACUGUGGAAACACAUUGGCCGUGGGGCCAGGGCCUCAAGGCACGGAGGCCGCCUCACCAGAAAGGGGAACUAGGGGUGAUGGCAGUGCCAUGGCGCCAGGACCGCGAGGCAGAGAAGCCGCCUCACCGGAGAGGGGAGCCAGGCCUGGCGGCGGUGUGUUGGCAGUGGGAUCGGGCCUACAAGCCAGAGAAGCCACCUCACCGGAGAGGCGUGACGGUGGUGGCAGCGGCUCGAGUGUGGUGAUACCGGGCCCGCCGGGCAGAGAGGUCACCUCCCCAGACAGUGGGGGUAGGGCAGACAACGGAGACGCCUCAUCCUCAGGCCUGCCUGUCGACACCAUCUUGGAUGCCGAAGCCCAGGCCAAAGCUGUGGCCAGCCUGCACCUGCACUCGCGCAACUCCUUCGUGGUGGUGCCGCGCCGGGCGGCUGCCUCCCCUCCCCCAGACCCCGGUGAGGCUUGGCAGGAAACCAGCAUUUCUCCUCCAAAGGCUGCCACUGCUCCGGCUUCCACUUCCUCCUCCUCCUCCCCUAGCCGCGAGCAGCUUCCCCUCCCGGCCAGCACCGAGGAGCCGGCCGAGGGGGAGGCCAUGAGGCGUGGGGGCCGGGGGCCCUGGGAACUGGGGGGCCCCUCUGCCCUGCCCCACCCGGCCGUGCAGCGCCGGAGCGGCAACACCAUCACCAUCAAUCCCCGCAAGGUGCCGGUGCCGGCCGUGGAGAACGGCGUGGAGGGCGAGGGGGGCCCCACGGCGCCCGAGAAGGCGGCUGGCGCGCCACUGAAGAAGCGCUACCCGACGGCAGAGGAGAUCCAGGUGAUCGGGGGCUACCUGUCCCUGUCGAAAUCCUGCCUGGCCAAGAACGACCCCCACCGCAAAAAGUUGAAGAUCUCGUUCAGUGAGAGCCAGCUGGAGUGCACCUUCCAGUACCCAUCCGAGGGGUCCCUGCUGGAGGAGUUUGGGCCCCCUGAGGAGUCGGACGCGCUGGCCUCUGCCAACCCCCAUGGGGAGGACGAUGAGGAAGAGGAGGAGCUGCUGCUUCUCCAUCGCGGCCUGCCGGGUGUGCUCAGGACCAAAUCCCUCAUCGUGGAUGAAUCCUGCAGGCGGUAACCCCGCAGAACCCCCACUCAUGGUGGGGGGACAGGGCGGGUCCAGAAGGUGCCCUGCCAUGACUGGGUCCCGACUGGCCCCUUCUCUUUCGUCUUCCAGUAAAAUCCCAGCAAGAACAAGGACUGGAGGGAGCUCAGCUCCAGUUUCCCUGGCUGUGGCUAGGCUAGAGCAGCCACCCUCCCAUUUGACUGCUCCCCUAAGG